Molecule: messenger RNA, 1770 nt
Organism: Dovyalis caffra
Lineage: Eukaryota; Viridiplantae; Streptophyta; Magnoliopsida; Malpighiales; Salicaceae
Source: the annotation of a GenBank genome assembly
AUGGCUUCUUCUUCGUCUUCAACAACCAAUCCUCAAGAAAAAUACGACGUCUUCCUUAGUUUUCGAGGAGAGGACACUCGUCUUAGUUUUACCAGCCACCUUUGUGCUGCUUUGAAGCGGAAACAAUUUUUGACCUUCAUAGGCUAUGAACUUAACAGAGGGGAAGAAAUUUCUCCAUCGCUUUUGAAAGCAAUUGAAGAAUCCAAGUUUUCUGUGGUUGUUUUCUCUGAGAACUAUGCAUCUUCCAAAUGGUGCUUGGAGGAACUUGCAAAGAUUCUUGAAUGCAAGAAAACUAAAGGCCAGAUGGUUAUACCCGUGGUCUAUGGGGUUGAUCCAACUCAUGUGAGGAACCAAGUUGGAAGUUUUGCAGAUGCAUUUGCUAGGCAUGAACAGUUAUUGAAGGAGAAGAUGGACAAAGUGUGGAACUGGAGAGCGGCUAUGGAGGAAGCAGCUGGGAUUCAGAGAAAAUUAAGUGUAUGUAUUGAUGUUGCUGUGGAGUGCCUGAUAUUCUGUUCUGGUUUACUUCAACUAAAAACAACUAUGUCUUCCAUGUUUAUUAGGUCAGCGUCUGAAUUUGUGGAGGACAUUGGAACUGAGGCAAUUGAAGGCAUAUGCUUGGAGAUGUCUGAAUCACGCGAAAUGCACUUAAAAUCUGAUGCCUGUUCAGGGAUGGAUUGUCUUAGAUUGCUCAAAUUUUAUGAUAAUUUUUCUUGGGAUGAUAUUUUCUUAAUGGACAACAAAGAUAAAGUGCACCUGCCUCAUUCUGGUCUUGACUAUCUUUCUGAUAAGCUGAGAUAUCUCCAUUGGGAUGGAUUCCCUUUGAAAACCUUGCCACAAAAUUUUUGUGCUGAAAACAUUGUUGAGCUUAUUUUCCCUGGUAGCAAGAUUGAAAGGUUUUGGACAGGAGUACAGAACCUUGUGCAUCUAAGACGUAUUGAUCUCAGUGGCUCCCCAUAUUUGCUUGAAAUCCCAGAUAUUUCAAAGGCCAAAAAUAUAGAGAGUAUAAAUCUGAAAUUUUGUAAAAGUUUAAUAGAUGUACACUCCUCUAUUCAAUUUCUCAACAAGCUGGAGGUCCUUCAGCUCAGUUAUUGUGACAAUCUUACUCGUCUUCCAAGCAGUAUUGGUUCGAAAGUUUUGAGAAUUCUUGAGCAACAAUGGACUGCAAUUGAAGAGGUGCCUUCAUCAAUUGAGUUUCUCACAGCACUUGUUAGAUUGUAUAUGACUAACUGCAAACAGCUUUCUAGUCUUCCCACCAGCAUCUGUAAACUGAAAUCCCUUGAAAUUCAUGGUCUAUCAAGUUGCUCAAAACUUGAGCACUUCCCAGAAAUCAUGGAGCUCAUGGAAUCCUUGAGACGUUUUGAGUUAGAUCCAACAGCUAUUCAAGAGCUACCUUCAUCAAUUAAACAUCUGAAAUUUUUUACACAACUUAAGUUAGGUGUAACAGCUAUUAAAGAGCUAUCCUCAUCAAUUGUACAACUGAAAUCUUUGACACAUCUUGAUUUAGGUGGAACAGCUAUUCAAGAGCUACCCUCAUCAACUAUAUCUUUAAAAUGUUUGAAACAUCUUGAUUUAAGUGGAACAGUUAUCAAAAAGCUACCAGAACUUCCACUGUCACUUGCAGCUCUAGAAGUAAAUGACUGGGAAUCACUUGAAACCUUAUCGAGGUUCAAUCUAAGCAAUUUCCCGGAGUUGAACUUUGCAAAGUGCUUCAAAUUGGAUCAUAAAGAACUACUAGCAGAUAUGCAAUUGAAAAUUCAGGAUACUCCUUGA